This is a messenger RNA of Paramacrobiotus metropolitanus, 2567 nucleotides long. Its product is annotated as fibroblast growth factor receptor homolog 1-like. Gene Ontology annotation, molecular function: transmembrane receptor protein tyrosine kinase activity; hydrolase activity, hydrolyzing O-glycosyl compounds; ATP binding. Bases 97 to 2199 code for a protein of 700 amino acids. Gene Ontology annotation, cellular component: signaling receptor complex. The transcript is spliced from 7 exons. Lineage: Eukaryota; Metazoa; Tardigrada; Eutardigrada; Parachela; Macrobiotidae. Gene Ontology annotation, biological process: multicellular organism development; carbohydrate metabolic process; positive regulation of kinase activity. The record is from RefSeq and is a predicted model, not a curated record.
CAAAAUUGUGUUCAGUUGAAAAGCAACAACCGUAUGAGUCUUUCAUUGGAUCAUAUGCCACCUGCACACAGUAGACCAAUUUUUUGAACAGUGAAGAUGUUUCCGCAAUUAAGUUACGUUCGAUCUGAAGUGACCAUCAUGCCAUUUACGACGUUGUUGGCAUUUUUCCUUUGCCUGCAAAGUUAUCACCGUGCUUGCAGCGAGCUGACCGAAACCUUCCGCGACGAUUUUAAUGGUGCCUACGUGAAUGAAUCCAAGUGGUAUAUACAGAAGGACUUUCCGUCUUUUGAGCAGAAAUACGAUAUUGCUAAUGUCCGCUUGGAAGACGGUCAUUUGGUGCUGGGAACUGGAAGUCGACAGAACGGCUCGGGAACUGUAAUGACCGGUAGCAGAAUUUUCACCGAUGAUAAAUUCAAUUUCACCUAUGGCGAAGUGUUCGUACGCGCGAGAUUCCCGCGGGCCAGCAACUUACUUGCCAGCGCGAUUAUAGGGUUGCUGGCGUGUGGGAACACAAAAGAGCACAGGUGUACUGACUUCGAGAUGCUACCGCGCUUGCAGCUCUUCUCCAGAAGUACGAAUCCACACGUAGUCCUCGGCACUGUCUCUUACAAAGACCGCAGUGAUCGUGAAAAAAAAGCCGAUGACUAUUACUUUUGUGAUGCGGAACUGUCCUCUGACUACCACAUCGUAAGAUUGCUAUGGACCCGUGAUGUACUGGUCUGGUUUGUGGACGAGGAGAUGGUGCUUAACCAGACGGUGCCUGGACUGUCAACAUGGCCACGACUUUUUAUCGCUCUCACAUUAAUAAACAUGGAAUUCUACAGUGAGCCGAAUUUUCCGUUUAAUGCCACUAUGGCACCGAGACAAGAGUUUUGGAUUGACUACAUAUCCGUUCAGCAGAUCACUGAUGCCACUCGAAAUGAUCACGUUAUAACGACGGCCCUGGGAACCAUUGUUCCGGUUGGCGUAUUAAGCAUUUUUGCCAUGAUUAUUGGAAUUCGGAUAAGGCACAGACGACAGCGGCAGGGCAACAUGCAGAAGAUGGAUACGGGGAACAGUUUCGUUUCCAAGAUGUUUAGAUUCCCAAAUUUACUGUCUCACAAUGAUGAGACACUCGCAAUGUCCUCGGAAUUCCAAGACUGCAUUCAGCGCAUGGAAAUUCCAUUGGCGAGCAUCCGCUUAACAAAGAUCAUUCUGGCUUCCAGCGAAACCAGCGUCACGCUAAAAGGUUACUCCGAAGGAAUUCCGGAUCAAGAAAAAACGACAAUCCUCGCCGCAAAAGGACCGAAAAGUGCCAGUGAUCCUUGCCAACUGAGGUUAUUGACCGAGGAGAUGGAAACAUUUGUCAAAGCUGGGCAGCACAUGAACAUACUCUCACUGCUCGGAGUCGUACAGAAAAGCAAAACCCUUCUGCUGUUUGAGUACGCCGAAUUCGGAACGUUGCCGCACUAUCUGCACGCGCACGGCGGUAAUUGGUUCUACAAUCAGGUUGACCCAAACGGAAACCUCCUACCCUACGACGAAGACCUGGCUAAUCAGCUUCAACAGGCAUGUGACACACAACCCUCGGAAAAUAUCCAGAUGGAUUUCGACUGGCAGGUGCUGUCCACGCGCAGUUUACUGCGUUUCGCCUACCAUGUCAGCCGUGGAGUGGAAUAUCUCCACUCUCGCUCUAUUAUCCACCGCAAUUUAUCUGCCGGAACUAUUUUCAUCUGCACUGGACAGGUGGCAAAAAUCGGUGGACUGGAAUUGGCCAAGCAGGUCACGGAGUAUGUUGCAGCAGAUCGUACGGAAGUACUGUCGCUUUACCAUCUAGCUCCGGAGUCUGUUGGUGACUACAGAUUCUCGGCAAAGUCUGAUAUGUGGUCACUGUGCGUGGUUUUGUGGGAAAUGUUUAGUUUUGGGGAAGUCCCAUACGUUGAUGCCAAUUUAUGCAAAGACGCCGAGAUCCUUACGUUCUUGCAGACCGGGGAACGCUUGAAAAGACCGGAAAAAUGUCCCAAAGUAUUGUAUGACUUGUUGCUUGAAUGCUGGGAAUGGAAGCCCGAUGAAAGGAAGGAUGCAUCUUACAUAACGAGCGCCCUGCGCAGCAUCACUGACAAUGUGGCAGAAGAACCAUACCUCCGUCUUGAUUAUUGGUACACGCAGAAUAAUGUUGUCAGCAGCGAUUCCUUAACCCAAAACGACAGCAGAAUGUAGCCAAACGAACAACUUUCGUCUACCAUCGCUGCGAAUAUUUUCUGCUUGUGGUAAAUGCAUUUCCCACAAAACCACGCCCAUUGAUCACAUGCCAGUCUUAGAUCACCUAUUCGCUGGUCGGCUGAGUUUACCUUUUUUGGACGUCUUGUCAAGUUUAUCUUUUUUUGUAGCCGUGGAAGCAUUACUUUCUUAUGUACGGUUGAAAAAUUCUUCUUUUAUGCGAAAUGCCUUUACUCUGAAAACGUAGACCCGAACCCGUGAAACUGUUCCAGUUGUUAUCAGAAAGGCCGUAAGUGAACAUACUCGUACUUCUAUGCAUGUGUCGUAUUAAGAAAGCUGGAAAAAGAUGAUCCGAUCGCAUUGUAUUG